CCACUUCCUUACCGCUCACCUUGGCCAUAAUAAAUAUUUAUACUAGACAGAAUAACCGUAAUGAUAUUUAUAUAUAUAAUUAACGACCUUUCAUACUUUAAUAUAAUAAAUAUCAAUAAAAAUAUAAAUUGAUUAUUAAUUUAAUAAUAAAUGAAAAAUAUAAUUAAAAGUGUACAUUUAUGCAAAUGAAUAUUAUAUAAAUAUAAUUUAUAAAUGAAUGAAAUAAAUAAUUUUAUUUAAAUAACGAAUUUAAUUAAAUUAAAAAAAGAAACAACUGUGUGAAGUGUUAAGUCUGUGAUUGUGAUUAUGGCGAAUUUUAGAAAUGAUACACCAUCUCCAAAACCGGACAGCACCUUCGGCAUGCGUCACGUGAUCGCGUUCCUUCUAUUCCUCGCGAUCACGGUGUCGUACGCUACCCGGGUCAGCAUGAGUGUCGCUAUCGUCGCCAUGACCAGCCCCAAUGAUUAUGAAUAUCCGGUAUUCGAUUGGGAGAAGAGCAUUCAAGAUACGAUCCUCUCAUCCUUCUUCUGGGGAUACAUCGUGCUACAGGUCCCUGCUGGGAUGCUGGCAGGGAGAUUCGGUGGCAAUUUCCUGAUCCUCGGUGGUAUGGUGUGCACGGGAAUCGUAAAUUUGUUGGUGCCAGUCGCUGCAGUUCAUGGUAACUGGAUAGCAGUGUGUGCGUGCCGUAUUGCCAUGGGGCUGACACAGGGCCUCCUGUAUCCCUGUGUACAUGGUUUUCUAGGACACUGGGCACCAGAAGCUGAGAGGAGCCGACUGGGAACAUUCGUGUAUGCUGGUGCUCAAUUAGGAACAAUAAUUGAAAUGAUGACGUCCAGUUUGCUAUCGGCCAGCCGGUGGGGUUGGCCUUCGGUGUUCUACGUGGCUGGUAUCAGCUGCAUCGCCUGGUCAGCAGCGUGGGUGGUGCUCGGCUCAUCCACACCUGGUACCAGCAGGUGGAUAUCGAAAGAGGAGAGGAAGUACAUAGAAACGAAUGCUGCCUCAAAUGACAUUGAAUCGCACAAGAAAUUAUCUACUCCGUGGAAGGGAAUUUGGACAUCAUUACCCUUCUGGGCUAUACUGAUUGCUCAUUGUGGCCAAAGUUUAGGGUUCUGGACCCUUCUCACCGAACUUCCCUCAUAUAUGAGUAAUGUGCUUAAAGUCAAUAUUAAAGAUAAUGGGCUAUUAUCCGCCUUGCCGUACCUAGCGAUGUAUCUUUUAAGCUUUAUAUUCAGUUGGCUUGCUGAUUUUCUUGUCAACAGAAAUAUCAUUAGUAAAGUGACUUCCAGGAAGAUUUUUAACACAAUCGCAUUCUGGGGUCCAGCAGUAGCGCUACUAGUCUUAUCGUAUCUACCACCAGGCCAUCUAGCGUUGGCUGUCGUCAUACUUACGAUCACCGUGGGUCUGAACGGCGCACAUUACGUCGGAUUUAUGCUGUCACAUCUGGACCUAUCGCCUAAUUUCGCCAGUACACUAAUGGGUAUAACGAACGCAGUGGCUGGCAUUUUUUCCAUUAUGGCUCCUCUGAGUGUCUCCGCUGUAGUGCGAGAUCAGACGGAAGCAUCGGAAUGGCGGAAGGUAUUCUUUAUAUCAAUAUCAAUGUACUUCCUCGGCAACUUGUUCUAUAUAUUGUUCAUCACUGGCGACGUACAGAAAUGGAACGAGCCAGCGUAUGAUGAUGAUGAAGAAAAUGGAAAUAAGAACGAGGAAGAAAAAGUCUCUAAAUUCUGAGAUAUGUACUGAUUUUUUUUCUAAGCGGAAAACUGUUUUCAACGAUAUCUACUACAGUACUUUCAAGAAAACUUCAUAAUUGUACUAUACAACGUUCGGUCGAUAUUGUUGUACAUUUAUGUUUUCCUUUAAAAUGUGAUAUUUAAAAUUGCAUAAGAAUUGUACAUAAAAAAAAAAAAAAAAACAUUAAUUAUUUUCUUAAUUUUAAAGUGUUAUCGAAUAUAUGUAUAGAUUUUUUUCGACUCAUUGAUUUUUAAGUCAACACAUCGUUAUGUACAUUGAAAAUUGGAUUCUAAUUCCAACAACACAUAAUUAAAUUUUGUAUUUCAAUCUAAGGUAUCGUCGAAAAUAUUGUUAGUAAAUUUAUGAAAAAAAUAUAGGUAUUAGAAAUAAAACCUAACACAAAAGUUCAGCAGUAUCACAAAAAACAAGGAUCUAUUAAAAAUCUAUAUUUUAACAAGAAAUGACAAAUAAGCUUUAUUAUAAAAAAAUUGUUAUUAUACAUAAAAAAAAAAACAAAAUGUGAGUGACUGUGAGUGUGGUGGGAAAAACUGGCCAUAAUCUGACAACUUUAGUUUAUUUUCUUCUAAACAAACGUGGUCAAUACAAUUUGAUUCCUACAUUCAUAAAGUUAAGAAUCAAUUUUGCUAAGACUCCGGUAUAACUUGUGUAAUACAUUUUUACAUGAAAUCUUAUUAUCCAUCCAUGCAACAGUGUGAAGUAUUUUUUUUUUAAAUACACACAGGACAAAAGCCUGUCAAUUACAAAGAUAAUCACUGAUUUUUAAAAUAGAUAAAGUUUACUUUCGUAUCGGUUACAAUAAUUAUGUCACGUUUGAAGUGUUUUUUUUUAAAAGGAAAUUCUUAAAUACCGUUCGCUUCGCAGAAGGACUGUUUAUUUCAUUUUAUUUAUUAUUAACAGAUAAGAAUAGAAAAAAACCGUUUGGUGCCUAUAAAUAGUCGACCAAACCAAAGAUGUGAUAUACCUUAACAAUAAUCAAAGUGCCUUAUUUAUUAUAUUUUUAAUUUUUAAAUUAUGUACAUAGACAAAUGAAAUUAAAUAGUGUUUUAUAAUUAAUGUUUAAU
Galleria mellonella (greater wax moth) is the source of this 2813-nucleotide messenger RNA. RefSeq names its product putative inorganic phosphate cotransporter. NCBI's taxonomy places the organism in Eukaryota, Metazoa, Arthropoda, Insecta, Lepidoptera, Pyralidae. Gene Ontology annotation, biological process: transmembrane transport; monoatomic anion transport. Gene Ontology annotation, molecular function: transmembrane transporter activity. The transcript is spliced from 11 exons. Gene Ontology annotation, cellular component: plasma membrane. The coding region runs from base 307 to 1728 and encodes 473 amino acids. The record is from RefSeq and is a predicted model, not a curated record.